AUGGACUGCGAGAACUUGCGGGAAUUUCGGUGUAUUCGUUUCACGGAAUUCAGGAUAACGAUAAAUACUUUAGAAUUGAUAAUUCUUCCACUUAAACAAGCAGCCGCAAAUAUGGGAAGGAUAUUGAUCAAGGUUAAAAUGCAAUCGACUACCUUAACUGCAAAUACUCUAUCGAGGCUCAAAUGCGACCUGUGCCACGGCUAUUUAUCGAUACCGCCCAUUUCCUCGUACCGAGACCAGAACGCCUGCGGCAGAUGCAGCCCGGACUGGCCGCGGAACACCAUCUACGAGCAAUUGGCCAAGUACGCUUCGUUCCCAUGCAUCUACUGCAACGACGACUACGCCUGGGGAUUGAUCCAGCACCACGAGAAGAAGUGCAAAGGCAACCGGCUUCUCUGUCCCGCGGGCAAGGACCGUCCGUACAAAACGGGCGAUCGCCACGAGGGCGAGUACCACAAAAAGUGCCAGCGGAGGGUGCGAUGCCCGUUCGAAUUGUGCCUGGUGGCGUUCGACAUCCAGAACAUCGUGCAACACUUCAAACAAUACCACAAAGACUACGUGUUCACGAAUUCCGUGGAGGCCAAUAAGAUACUAAAAGUGGAAAAAAUCUGGGACUUCAAAUCCGAUACGAAAGUGUGCAUCAUCCAAUUCGACUCCAUUCCGUUUCUCUUGUACAUUCACAGCGAUUGCAAUUUCAACGGCGCCACCGGCGAUAUUAUAUACUACAAUUACUAUUUCAGCGUGUUCACGUUCUGCCUGGAAGGUUGCAAACGCAUCGACUACUCGACGUCGCUACAAGCCUCGUCCCGCGACGAAACCAUCACCAACAAACACCAAAACAUCCAAAUAUACAACGACAAAAUCCACAGCGUCCAAUUCCUGCACAGGGACCUGUUCAAACUCAACAGCUUCGAUUUCAUGACGACCAAAAUCGAGGGGAUCGAACGCGCCGAGCACAUGGCGUUGCGGUACUCCGUGAAAAUCCAACUCCGCGACAAUUCCACCAAAGAACUUCCGGAAACCGUCCACGGCGCGUUCGAUUUGAUCGGCAUCGAACGGCACUUCGAGUGCCCCAUUUGCAAGGAGUACAUGCACCCGCCGAUAUACAAUUGCAGCACCGGCCACACGAUUUGCCGGUACUGCAGGGACAAAUUGUCCACCUGUCCCUACUGCCAGGCGGUCGUCGGUCGGUCCAGGAACUUCGUGCUCGAAGACAUUUUGGAAACGUUGCUGUUGCAAUGCCACAACGAGCACAAGGGCUGCAAGUACGCCGGGCGCAUACAGGAGAUCAAGUUGCACGAAAUGAGCUGCAGCUACAAUUGA
This is a messenger RNA of Phyllotreta striolata, 1323 nucleotides long. The record is from the annotation of a GenBank genome assembly. NCBI's taxonomy places the organism in Eukaryota, Metazoa, Arthropoda, Insecta, Coleoptera, Chrysomelidae.